This is a messenger RNA of Neohortaea acidophila, 1961 nucleotides long. RefSeq lists its product as uncharacterized. The transcript is spliced from 3 exons. NCBI's taxonomy places the organism in Eukaryota, Fungi, Ascomycota, Dothideomycetes, Mycosphaerellales, Teratosphaeriaceae. The record is from RefSeq and is a predicted model, not a curated record. The coding region runs from base 85 to 1758 and encodes 557 amino acids.
GAGCAAACUCGCGCUCUCUUUCAACACCUCCAAACAUUAUCGCAACAAUAACACACAUUUCGACGCUUAAUAUCGUUGUGCAUCAUGCCUCGCAACAGAUCAGUAGUCCAGCGUCCGCAGCGGGGUCCAAGGCGAUCGAGCAGCUCAGCAGGACCGCAGCCUCCGACAAGACUCUUCAGUCGCGAAGGAUCGCCCAGCAAGAACGUUCACUUUUCCCGAAAUCUCAUCAUGGGCCCCCAUGAUCCAGCACGCCGUUCGCAAAGUCCCAUGCGCCCGGCUUUGCAUGGGUCGGGUGGUGCAGCUGAUAGUCCCACUAUUCAGUUACGGCAGGAGCAGGCUGGGGGGAGGACGACAGGCAGGGGGAGAAAUGGAAGAGAUGGUCGCACAGCAGCCGCAAGAAGAGGGACUUCAUCCAACAAUUCGCCAAUGAGACGCGCCAGUGGGGGCAUAAAGUCAACACCAAAAACGGCAUCUGGACAACGUGCAAGAGAUACUGAACAGUCCCUUGCCAGUCGCACCUUGCCAGCCGAUGAGUUGGACGAAGGUUGGUAUAUGAAAUCGCCCGAAGAGAAACACAGCCUCAUCUGUCAUGGCGUCGAGGAGCUCAAAUCAAAGAUUCGCAGCUUUGCCGUGAGCUUUCCUCCACCGCGUGCCGAACUAGACGCCAUGUCGUCGUUGCUGGUGGAGAACAAUGCAUGCUUGGUGCGAUAUAUCGGAUGCCUGGCACAAGGCGGCAAAGGCGGGCUGGAGGGAUGGAAACGACUUUUGCAAGACGAAACAUGUCGACAUGCCCUGGUAUUUGGAAUCAUUGGUCAAGCACUCAAGGAGAACGUCUUCUCUGCGCUGUGUUUUGGGGCGGGUGAAAAGUUGAAGGCUACUUUGGACAGAGCAGACGAAAAGUCGAUUGGGAAAGAAGGUUUCAUUCGCACGCAAGAACGAGCCGAUGAGAUUCUAAAAGGAUCUGCGCACUCGCUCACGCCGUCGGCCAUGAUCGCAGCGGUUGCUCCGGUGGUCCUGCAACUGGAGAAGAUGCUGCUCCCACUGUGGGCCCAAGGCGGGACAGAGCCUUCGUGGACGGCGAAGAAUAAACGACACGAGCUCGCUGAGAUUGUCAUGGCUGCCGCCGGCCUCAAUCAACGCAUGCGCUUGGACGGUGAGACCGUCUACUCCUGGCCACCCACAUUCAAAGACGAAGAAUUCGAGCCCGAGCGCAUGGAGAGCUUCAACCUGGCUGAAAUGAUUGCGCAGAGUCCGUAUAAGCGGAAGGAGAUUAACGGCAGCGAACGCGCCAUUCUACCCAAAGGCAGCGAGCACAAGAGUGAAGCUAUCGUGAGAGUCGUCUGCUUCCCCGGUCUGGUUGCUUAUGCUCAAGGUGGGGGUGAUGUUGCCAAACGAGAGCUUGCCGGGGAGGAUGAUCACGCACCACGAUCCAAGUCGAACAAGAGACAUCGCGCGGAGGAUGAACCAAGUGGCGACGAUGGCUUCCGGACGAAGGUGCUGUCGAAGAGUGUGGUGUUGCUUCAAUGGGGCAAACAACGCCUUCUCACCAAGGAAGCUGGCACCGGACGGCACAUUCAAGCGAUGAAGGAGGGGAGCAAGAAGUAUGAGGUGGAUUACGAGGGAUUUGUCGAACUGUACGACGUCUUUCUGAAGCGCACGCAGCAAGAGAGGGAGGCGUUGCAGCCGAAUGGAUCAUCUUGGUUGCCUGAUGUGAGCAGAUUGUGGUCCCCCAGCCGCUCGCCUUCGCAAGGUGCCUGAGAACUCUUUACAUGAGGUGGACGACGGAAUCAGUCCGAGGGGUGGGGCGGAAGAAGGUCCAAGCUCCUCAAGCAACGUGACUUCGAUUUCAAGUACGCCCAGUCUCCAUGUUGAAAGCUUCUCCUUCUUCGCUCACCACCUCGGCUCGAUGCUUGAUAACGAGGUUGCAGCAAUCAUGUAAGACGUCAAGGGUGCCGUCUUCU